Acomys russatus (golden spiny mouse) is the source of this 1462-nucleotide messenger RNA. RefSeq names its product mitochondrial calcium uniporter dominant negative subunit beta (gene Mcub). Bases 1 to 1011 code for a protein of 336 amino acids. Gene Ontology annotation, cellular component: uniplex complex; mitochondrial inner membrane. The record is from RefSeq and is a predicted model, not a curated record. The transcript has 8 exons. Gene Ontology annotation, molecular function: calcium channel inhibitor activity. NCBI's taxonomy places the organism in Eukaryota, Metazoa, Chordata, Mammalia, Rodentia, Muridae. Gene Ontology annotation, biological process: calcium import into the mitochondrion; mitochondrial calcium ion homeostasis.
AUGCUCCUGAGCAGGCUCUGUCUGGGACGGUCGCAGCAGCUGCCGACUAUACAAGCCCGCGGCCGCGCGUGUCCGAGGCGACUGGCACCUACACCCCAGGCUCUAUGUAUGAAACUCUAUGGAAAUCCAGAAUACUACCAAGCACUCCAUUAUGGAGCAGUGACGUCACCUGAUGAAAUAACAGUUAGUUAUAGACAUGGUCUCCCUUUGGUAACACUCACUCUGCCAUCCAGAAAAGAGCGCUGUCAGUUUGUAGUCAAGCCACUGUUGUCAACAGUGGGCUCAUUCCUUCAGGACGUACAAAACGAAGAUAAAGGCAUCAAAACUGCAGCCAUCAUCACAGCAGAUGGCAGUGAGAUUCCAGCUUCAAUGUUGAUGGACACUUUGUUAACAAAAGAUUUUAAACUCGUCAUCAACAAAGUACCAUAUGAUGUACGGUGUCACAAGACAGGAAAACCAAGCGAAGAGCACAUGAUUGAGAUGGAGAACAUGAAAUCCUUGGUUCAUAAGCUAUUUACAGUCUUCCAUUUAGAAGAGUUUCAGAAAAAACAAGAGCGCCAUCUACUGGCCAAGAUUGACCAACUGCAGGAACAGCUGCGGCCCUUGGAGCAGGUCAAAGCUAACAUAGAAGCUCGGUCAGAAGCCAAAACCAGCGGCCUCCUGUGGGCCGGCUUAGCUCUGCUCUCUGCUCAGGGUGGGGCACUGGCCUGGCUUACCUGGUGGGUGUACUCCUGGGAUAUCAUGGAGCCAGUUACGUUCUUCCUUACGUUUGCAAAUUCCAUGGUCUUUUUUGCAUACUUCAUCAUAACUCGGCAGAACUACACGUACUCCUCGCUGCGGAGCAGGCAGUUUCUCCAGUUCUUCCACAAGAAGUCACAGCAGCAGUGUUUUGACGUGGAGCAAUACAACAAGUUAAAAGAGGACCUUGCUGAGGCUACAGAAUCCCUGGAGAACGUGCGCCACUCCCUCCAUUUGCGAACGCAGCGGGAGGAACUCAGCGGGAAUAAUUAAGCUUACAUUUUUUUAAACACCAGUAGGCGAUGUGCCGAUUUUCUAACUUACCAACUGGACAUUUUUAAGGUCAGGUUCAUUCCCGUUUGACAGCUUCAGAUACUGUUUGGUUAAUAAAUCUGUGUGAAAUGGAAAUGCUCUCUGACAUUCUCCCUCGAGGUGGUUUGUGGCUCUGUGCGGAUGGCAGUUUCAAAUGGCCUGUGUGCCCUGGCAAAGGUGCCACAACGCCAGCCCCUCCCCAGCUGGCUCCUCACGGGAGCGAAAUGGUCAGCGAAAAAAAGGUUAGCGUGUUGACAUUCAUUCACUUUGGUUCUCAGGCUUUUAGACUCACCUUGUUGUUAACUUGAACUUUUAUUUUAUUUCAUGAGACAGGGCUUCACACUGUGGCUCAAGCUGCCUCGUAUGGUAAGCAAUCCUCCUGGCUCAGUUUCUUGGGUGCCGUGUAAUUACC